UUUCCCUAUUCUCUCUCCUCUUGUUUCCUCUUCUCCAAGGAAUCUGGAAAAAAAAAAAAAAAACAAACCCUUUUUUUUUGCUCUUCUCCAAGGAAUCGAUCAAGGUGCGUGUUUGAUCUAAAUCGAACCUCUUUCCGACGGUAGAUUCAGAGAUCUGACAAGCCAAAUGGUUGAGUCAGAGAACCUCUGGAUUGCUUCAGAGAUGCCCUCUUCGUCGUCUCCGGCGGUAACAAAAGUCCUUGACUUUCCGAUCACAGAUUCGACUGCUGAAUUUGAAAGCCUCAGACCGCAAGUAAUAUCCUUGCCUCUGGUGGAGAAGAAGGGCUCGCCGGAGGAUAAGCUAGGUUUGACGGAAAGAGUUUUCUCCGCCGCCGGAGCUGCGUUCUUAUCCGCCGUUACUCUAAAUCCUCUCGACGUCGUCAAGACUCGAUUGCAAGCUCAAGCCGCUGGAGUUUCUUACUCUCACCCUCUCAGUUACGACAUUGGUCGCAUGGCCUUCUUUGGACCGAACAUGAUGUUUGCAGACUUGAGAUGUUCUCCUUCGUGUGCACGUGCUGGAGUUGAGGGUACUGUCUCUAUUUGCCCUCCUGAUUGUUUUCAGUACAAAGGAACCUUUGAUGUCUUCACCAAGAUCAUACGUCAGGAGGGGAUUGGACGCCUGUGGAGAGGGACUAAUGCUGGUCUUGCUCUCGCUGUGCCUAUGGUUGGAAUUUAUCUCCCGUUCUAUGAUAUGUUUCGCAAUAAGUUGGAAGAGUUAUCUCGGGAGAAUGCGCCUGCUACGACAAUAUUUGUGCCUCUUGUGGCAGGGGCAUUGGCAAGAUCCUUAGCUUGUACAGUCUGCUAUCCUAUUGAACUUGCAAGAACCCGUAUGCAGGCAUUCAAAGUAGCGAAAGCCGGUAUGAAGCCUCCAGGAGUUAUGAAAACACUCGUUGGUGUAGUCUCUGAAGUCAGGACAGUAAAUAGCCUUGAAAAUAGCUUGCACAACUAUCGUGUUCUCUGGAGAGGCUUGGGUGCACAGCUAGCCCGUGAUGUUCCCUUCUCAGCAAUCUGCUGGGCGACUCUCGAGCCAAUGAGAAGGAGGCUUCUUGGAAUCGUGGGAAACGAUACAAACGCUCUUGGUAUCCUCGGUGCAAACUUCUCCGCUGGUUUUGUAGCUGGAAGUAUAGCUGCUGCCACUACUUGUCCUUUUGACGUUGCAAAAACAAGAAGACAGAUAGAGAGGGACCCUUGUAGGGCAAUGAGAAUGACAACGCGACAGACACUCAUUGAGGUUUGGAGGGAUGGAGGGAUGAGAGGACUGUUCACAGGAAUAGGUCCAAGGGUGGCACGUGCAGGACCAUCGGUUGGGAUAGUGGUUUCCUUCUAUGAAGUGGUCAAGUAUGCUCUGCAUCGCCAUUACGCUUCAUCAUGACCCCAAACAAAGUACAUGAAUGUGGAUACGGCUUUAGGUUAUAGCUUCUCUAUCUCAACCUAAAUAAGUUGAACAGGCUCUCAAUCCUCCACCAAACCCCUUAUUUACUUUGAGCCCAAAAAAAUUGUUCAGUUAAUUAAUUUACCGGUGGUUUAAUCCGGUUUUUGUCGGGUUUGGUAAUCAAUUUUGAAGUGAAUCUCUCACAAGGAAGGCUUGGAGAAUUAAUUGAUGAUCUCUUUUAGAAGCACCACUGAGACGAAAGCAAACUUUCAUAUGUUUUUUUCUAUCUAACAGCUAUCUAAAUGAUUUCUCUUAUGCACCGCUAAAAUGCUUAUCAAAUUGUGCAAAGAUUCUAGUUCUGAAUCAAGAGACAAAAACUAUGGAAGA
Eruca vesicaria subsp. sativa (arugula) is the source of this 1798-nucleotide messenger RNA. The record is from the annotation of a GenBank genome assembly. NCBI's taxonomy places the organism in Eukaryota, Viridiplantae, Streptophyta, Magnoliopsida, Brassicales, Brassicaceae.